Molecule: messenger RNA, 5274 nt
Organism: Chinchilla lanigera (long-tailed chinchilla)
Lineage: Eukaryota; Metazoa; Chordata; Mammalia; Rodentia; Chinchillidae
Gene: Foxo1
Product: forkhead box O1
Biological process (GO): regulation of transcription by RNA polymerase II; insulin receptor signaling pathway
Cellular component (GO): nucleus
Molecular function (GO): RNA polymerase II cis-regulatory region sequence-specific DNA binding; DNA-binding transcription factor activity, RNA polymerase II-specific
Source: RefSeq, a predicted model, not a curated record
CGCUCAUUGGUCGCACAGGCUGUCCGUCAGGGGCGGGCCGGCGCGCGCGCCGCCGCGGGCGGGGGGCGGUGGCAGAUCCCGUAAGUCGGGCGGCCGCGUAGUUGCAGCCGUCGCCGCAGUCACCGCCACAUUCAACAGGCAGCUGCGCUGCGGUCACGCCGCGGGAGAGAGCGAGCGGCCCGCGGCAUCCGUGCGUCCGCGUCCUUCUGUCCUUCCGCCCGCGGCCCUGUCACCAGGAGCGCGACGCCAGCCCGCCGUUCAGCCCGCGCAGCCAGCCCCGAGGAGCUCGGGUGCGGAUGGACCCGCGAAGUUAAGUUCUGGGCUCGCUCUGCGCUGCCCCGCGCCCGGCUCCGGGCUUCCUUCCGCUCGCGGCGCUGACCUCGGCCCCCGGACCUCGGCCGGCCCGCGGCGCCCUUUCGCCCCCCGCGCCGCGCUCUCCCCUCCUGCGUUCUCCGCGGCUGGGGGAGGGGCGGGGGUCACCAUGGCCGAGGCGCCCCAGGUAGUGGAGAUCGACCCGGACUUCGAGCCGCUGCCCCGGCCGCGCUCGUGCACCUGGCCGCUGCCCAGGCCGGAGUUCAGCCAGUCCAGCUCGGCCACCUCCAGCCCGGCGCCGUCGGGCGGCGCGGCCGCGAACCCCGACGAAUUCAAUUCGCCAUAAUCUGUCCCUGCACAGCAAAUUCAUUCGUGUGCAGAAUGAAGGAACUGGGAAAAGUUCCUGGUGGAUGCUCAAUCCAGAAGGAGGCAAGAGUGGGAAAUCCCCCAGGAGAAGGGCUGCGUCCAUGGACAACAACAGUAAAUUUGCUAAGAGUCGAGGCCGAGCUGCUAAGAAAAAAUCAUCCCUCCAGGCUGGCCAGGAGGGUGCUGGGGACAGUCCUGGAUCGCAGUUUUCCAAAUGGCCUGCAAGCCCUGGCUCUCACAGCAAUGAUGACUUUGAUAACUGGAGUACAUUUCGCCCUCGAACUAGCUCAAAUGCUAGUACUAUCAGCGGGAGGCUGUCCCCCAUUAUGACGGAACAGGAUGAUCUGGGAGAUGGGGACGUGCACUCUCUAGUAUACCCGCCGUCUGCGGCAAAGAUGGCUUCCACUCUGCCCAGUCUGUCUGAAAUAAGCAAUCCUGAAAACAUGGAAAACCUUUUGGAUAAUCUCAACCUUCUCUCAUCCCCAACACCAUUAACUGUUUCAACCCAGUCUUCACCUGGCAGCAUGAUGCAGCAGACAACGUGUUACUCCUUUGCACCGCCAAACACCAGUCUGAGUUCCCCCAAUCCAAACUACCAAAAGUACACAUACGGCCAAUCCAGCAUGAGCCCUUUGCCCCAGAUGCCUAUGCAAAGCCUUCAGGACAACAAAUCUAAUUAUGGAGGAUUGAAUCAGUAUAACUGUGCCCCAGGCCUGUUAAAGGAGUUACUUACUUCUGACUCUCCUCCCCAUAAUGACAUUAUGUCACCAGUUGACCCUGGGGUAGCUCAACCCAGUAGCCGGGUCCUGGGCCAGAAUGUGAUGAUGGGCCCUAAUUCGGUCAUGCCAACCUAUGGCAACCAGGCAUCUCACAACAAAAUGAUGAAUCCCAACUCCCAUACCCACCCUGGACACGCCCAGCAAACAUCUGCCUGUAAUGGGCGCUCCCUGCCCCACGCAGUGAACACCAUGCCUCAUACCUCAGGUAUGAGCCGCCUGACCCCAGUGAAGACACCUUUACAAGUGCCUCUUACCCAUCCCAUGCAGAUGAGUGCCCUGGGCUAUUCUUCGGUGAGCAGCUGCAACGGUUAUGGCAGGAUGGGCAUUCUCCACCAGGAGAAGCUCCCAAGUGACUUGGAUGGCAUGUUUAUUGAGCGUUUGGAUUGUGACAUGGAGUCCAUCAUUCGGAAUGACCUCAUGGAUGGAGAUACCUUGGAUUUUAACUUUGACAAUGUGUUGCCCAACCAAAGCUUCUCACACAGUGUCAAGACGACGACACACAGCUGGGUGUCAGGCUAAGAGUUAGCGAGCAGGCUACAAAGUCAUUCAGAUUGUCUGACAGCAGGAACUGAAAGAAGCAGUCCAAAGAUGUCCUUCACCCAUCCUUUUGGUUUUCUUGAUUUAAAAAAAAAAUCCUUCCUUUUUUCCUUUCAUCAGAGUUGGCAGCAAAGUUACUUUUCCUGUGCAGGAUGUUUGCCUGGUGUUUGCAGCUUAUGUGCUACUGUAGAUAAGGACUGUGCCAUUGGAAGUUUCUUUACAAUGAAGUGCCAAACUCACUACACCAUAUACUGCAGAAAAGACUUGGGGAUCCUGGUAUGCUUUCAGGUUUUGUAUAUAAGCAGUGGAUACAAAAUUGUAUUUGUGUUUUUUUUUUGUUUUUUUUUUUUGUUUUGUUUUUUAUUUUAUAUAUUCAUUUGGUCCAAGGAAAGUUUAUACUCUUUUUGUAAUACUGUGAUCAUGUCUUGGUAAGUUAAACAUUUGUUUUUACUACCUGUGUUCUGCUGAAGUGAUGAAUCACAAAGAACUGAGAUGUCCUACACCUCCACCGAGUGACUUCGGACCUGUGCACGUGCCGCAGGAGGCACAUGUGAACCAAGGAGCCUGUUACCGAUCUGCUGAGUUAAUGGACUUGUCAGACUUUUUUGGGAAAAAAAAAAUAGAUUAAGCGCCAGCCUUGUACAGGUCUUUUCUAUUUUUUUUUUUUUAUUUUGUUAUUUGCAAAUUUGUAAAAACAUUUGAAAUGGUUCUAAUUUCCAGAUAAAUGAUUUUUGAUGUCAUUGUUGGGACUUGAGAUCAUUUUUGGAAUAGAUAUUGUAAUGUUUUCUUAAAACUAGAGUCUACUUUGUUACAUUGUCCGCUUGUAAAUUUGUGGAAUCACAGGUAUUUGGGGGACAGCAUUCGUAAUUUUCAUUUUGUAUUUCUAACUGGAUUAGUACUAAUUUUGUAUGUGCUUAACUGGUUUGUACACUUUCAGAUGCUACUUGGUGGUGUUUCUGACUAAUCUUAAAUCAUUGUAAUUAGUACUUGCAUACUCAAUGUUUCUGGCCCUGAUGGGCAGGAAAGUGAUGUAUAGUUAUGGACACUUUGCAUUUUGUAUUUAGAAGAGCUAAAUAUGUUUUUAUGUACGUAUUUUAAAGAAAUCCCACCUGCUUCGAUUACAUUGUGAACUGUGUGCACUGCGUAGUGUCUCCUCUGGUAGAUACCUGUAUGUUGCGUUGUUACAGUUAUUCCUGCGAGGCCUCAUAAUGUUUGUAGAUCAGAAAGCGAGACCUACAUGUAAAAUAGUUCCCUGGCAGUCUUGGUCAACCUAACCAUUUUGAGUUGUGCUUUAGCAAAAAUUUCCCUAAAAUCUCUGCUCUUGUUUCAGUCUAGGUUGGGGUCGGUUUUGUGGAAUAGAUACUGAAUUGUAGAUACCUUUUUGGAAUAGAUACUUGGAGCUCUGCCUUGAGGAGUCAUGUCACUCCUCACUCUCCAUCGGUCUUUCUUCUGUCUUUCAAAGUUUAAAUUGAAGGAGGGAGUGCAGAAAUGGAGCUAAAGUGACUUUUAGAAUGGUUGUGUUCCUAAGUAGAUAUGUCUAUCAAGUGAACUUGAACUUGUUUAAAAAUAAGGGGAGUUAAUUUGAAAACCAACCAACCAGCUUUUAAGUUACAGGUUUGAAGUGAUUUUAAAAGCCUUAUCUUAGGUUGAGAAUUUGAGUAUUUCUUCAGCCGGUAGCAGCCCAUACCAUACUGCAAUCAUUGUAUUUUAAUACGUUACAGUUACUUGUAACUGACAGAUCAGGGUCAUUGGCUUUGCCUCCCAUUCACUCUACUGCUGUUUCAGUCAUGUGGAAAGCCCAGGGCCACCAGAAAGGGAGGAACGGUUCUCUGGUCUUCUGGAGAAGACUCUGCUUCUCAGUACACAGUCUGAUCGUACUUAUUUCUGUAUCUUGUAUGUUAAUUGCAUCCCUUCUGGUGUGUUUUUUUCCCUGGUGUGUAAUAAGAACACAAGUGUUGCUGAAAGGCCAACUGCAUGAUAAGCUUUCUACCAUGACCUUCAGUGUUUCAAACAUGUGUAAUCACCCCCUCUGACCAUCUUCCUGGGGCACUCCAAAGCUGACUUGGUGUAAAAAACCCAUUUUUCUGUAAGAAGUGCCUCCUGCAUAUUAGAAAUUACUGGGGUCAGAAAACUCAUGUGCUCGGUUCUGGGCCCCUGUCCAUUCUUCCACUUUCCUCCUGUGUGUGACAUUGCUUCAUCGUUACUGAAGGAGCCACAGAGCUCCUAUUCUGCUGGUCAUAGAGGCAGCCAACAACCGCUAAAAUCACCAUUAAAAUCUUACUCCUUCUAAAGGGACUUUGGAAGAUGUUUCUUCCUUCUGAGUCUGUCUGAAUUUUUCCUCACCCUCAUUUUCCUUUGGGUUGGAAUCCUAACAUGAGCCCUGAGUAGCCCUCAGGGGUACAGUGAAGUCCAAGGAAAGGUAUCUGUUUUGAAAAUGAACAUCAUGUGGCCUCCGGGAGUUCUUUUUCUGCAAGAAUACUGACUUUCUGGAGUAAUUAGUAUAUUAUUGUACAUGAUUGCUUUGUGAAAUGUGCAUAUGAUAUCACCUAUGCAGCCUUGUUUGAUUUAUUUCCUCCAAUUUGUACUGUUGUUAAAAGCAUAUUGUAUUAUAGAGCUAUUCAGAUAUUUUAAAUAUAAAGAUGUAUUGUUUCCGUAAUAUAGAUGUAUGGAAUAUAUUUAGGUAAUAGAUGCAUUACUUGGUAAAGUUCUCCUUUGACAAACUGACAAAUUCUAGGUUAAUUAGCAAUGUUGUAUCCCAGUGAGCAGUAAAUCAAUGGAACAUCUUAUGAAGAGGAUGAGGACACUUAAAAUGGAAAUAGUUGUCCAAAACUGUACAAUGUGGGCUUACUCAACUGCUGGGUUUAUAUUAGCAGUACUCCCCUUACCUCCCCCAAAUUCAAAAUUCUUACUUUGAGCUCUUAAGAAUUCCUAACUUAUAACUGGUUUUAAAUGAGAAAUUUCUCCUGUGGUUUUAGUUUGAGAAUAAUCAGUAAAAUGUGCAGUGUGUUUUAUGCAAACAGAGCAGCCUGGCAUUAUAACAGCCCCUCCUUGAGGUGGGGACUGGCCUGGCACUGUGGCCAGCGGUGGCCGUGUAAGUCCCGUCAGGAUAGUCACACUCUCCCGCAUUUUGCCACUGAGUUUAGUAGCAGUGCAGAUUCCAUGUUUCUGUUUCGAUACUCUCUGAGAAGUGCCUGAUGAUGCUGAUGUACUUACAGGUACAAGAACAAUCUUUGCUAUAAUUGUAUAAAGCCAUAAAUGUAUAUAAAUUAUCUUUAAAUGG